Passer domesticus (house sparrow) is the source of this 1434-nucleotide messenger RNA. It is a transcript of the gene EMX1, whose product is annotated as empty spiracles homeobox 1. The transcript is spliced from 3 exons. The coding region runs from base 235 to 948 and encodes 237 amino acids. Lineage: Eukaryota; Metazoa; Chordata; Aves; Passeriformes; Passeridae. Gene Ontology annotation, molecular function: DNA-binding transcription factor activity, RNA polymerase II-specific; RNA polymerase II cis-regulatory region sequence-specific DNA binding. The record is from RefSeq and is a predicted model, not a curated record. Gene Ontology annotation, cellular component: nucleus. Gene Ontology annotation, biological process: neuron differentiation; regulation of transcription by RNA polymerase II; central nervous system development.
CCCGCCUCGGAGCGGCCGCCGGGGCUCGGGGCCGCGUGGGCGCCCGCGGGUGGGCGGCGGGGCGGGGGCGGAGGCGGGAGGGGUGCGGGCCGCGGGUCCGCGCGUGUGUGUGUGUGUGUGUGUGCCGUGCCCAGGGGGAGGUUUCUUGCACACGCACACACACACACACCGCACACACGCGCGCACCCGCAGGACCGGCCCCGCUCCGGCCCCCCCCCGCUCCCGGCUCACACCAUGUUCCAGCCGUCUGCGAAGCGCUGCUUCACCAUCGAGUCCCUGGUGGGCAAGGACACCCCCCUGGGCCCCGAGGACCCCCCGCGCCCCGCCGCCCUCGCCUACCCCGGCCCCGCCGCCGCCGCCGACGCCGCCGCCUUCGCCCCCGGCUUCCAGGGAGCCGCCGGCCGGGCCCUGUACGGCAGCGCCGAGCUCGUCUUCCCCGAGGCCGUGGGGCACCCGGCGCUGCCCGUCGGGCCCCCCCAGCUGGGGGGCUCGGCCCUGCCGCACCCGCACCCCUUCUUCGGGCCGCAGCACCGCGACCCGCUCAACUUUUACCCCUGGGUGCUGCGGAACCGCUUCUUCGGCCACCGCUUCCAAGGGAGCGAGGUGUCCCAGGAGAGCCUCCUGCUGCACGGCCCCUUCGCCCGCAAGCCCAAGCGCAUCCGCACGGCCUUUUCCCCGUCGCAGCUGCUGCGCCUGGAGAGAGCCUUCGAGAAGAACCACUACGUGGUGGGCGCCGAGCGCAAGCAGCUGGCCAGCAGCCUCAGCCUCUCCGAGACACAGGUGAAGGUGUGGUUCCAGAACAGGCGGACGAAAUACAAACGGCAGAAGCUGGAGGAGGAGGGCCCCGACUCGGACCAGAAGAAGAAGGGCUCGCACCACAUCAACCGAUGGCGCCUGGCCACCAAGCAGUCGAGCGGAGAAGACAUCGACGUCACCUCCAACGACUAAGGCAGGGACACGCUGCUGGCGCGGCCACCAUGCACAGGAGCCCGGCGCGGCCAGCGGGGACAGCGGCGGCGGCACCCCGCGGACUGUAGGGACACAGCCCGACCCCGUCCCCCCCGCGCCCGGGGCCACCCUCGGAGGGGCUUUCGGGGAGCUCCGGCCGAGCCCAGCGGGGAGAGGAGGCUGCCAGGGCGGCCCCGGAGCGCGCACCCGCCCGGCGCCGGCUCCGUCCGGUCCUGCCACACGCUCCGUGCUCCGAGCCCUUCUCCCUUUGCCUUUUUAUUCUCGUUUCCCACCGUUUCCUUUCUCCCACCCCUGAUUUUCUCCGUUGGUUUCAUCGUUUGGGUUUGGUUUUUUUUUUUUUUUUUUUAAAUGAGGAUUUGUUUUAAUUUAUUCUUUCUCCCCGUGCCCGUGUGCGUGCGUUCCCUCCCGUAGGUAGCGGCUGUAGUGAGUGUCACUGCGUGGAAAUAAAAGAAAAACCUGCUGGAA